UCUGGAUCCUUGAAACAUGACGGGCAAAUAAGAGAAAGAGAUAAAAACGGCAGAAGGGCGCCGGAGUGAAAAUCCGUAAUAAUUUCGGUAUAUUUAGGCUUUGGAGGAUUCUUUGUGGAUUAUUCAAGCACCAGGAGAGAGGGAGAAUUGAAAAUCAUGGUACUUGAAAGUACUAUGAUAUGCAUUGAUAAUAGUGACUACAUGCGCAAUGGCGAUUUUGUGCCAUCGCGCAUUCAGGCCCAGCAAGAUGCCGUCGGUAUGGUGUGCCAUGCCAAGACGCGCUCCAAUCCGGAGAACAACUGUGGCCUCAUUACCUCCGCCGGGGGUCAGGUGCUGACCACCCUCACCACAGAUGCCGGACGCAUUCUCUCCAAACUGCACGAGGUCACGCCCAACGGAGAGUCCAACUUCCUCAGCAGUCUGCGCAUCGCUCACCUGGCCCUCAAGCACCGUCAGAGCAAGAACCACAAGACCAGAAUCAUCUUUUUCGUCGGCUCGCCGAUCGACUGUGACGAAAAGGAGGUGAUCAAAGUCGCCAAGCGGCUCAAGAAAGAAAAGGUCAACGUGGACAUCGUCAGCUUUGGAGAGGAGGCGGCCAACACAAACCUGCUGAGCCAGUUCAUCAACACCAUCAACGGCAAGGACGGCACCGGCAGCCACCUGGUGACGGUGCCGACGGGGCCGCACCUCUCCGACGCGCUCGUCUCGUCACCCAUUCUGCAGGGCGAGGAUGGCGCCGGCGCGCCCGGCAUCGGCGGCGGGUCGGGCUUCGAGUUCGGCGUCGACCCGAACGAGGACCCGGAGCUGGCGCUGGCGCUGCGUGUCUCCAUGGACGAGCAGCGCGCGCUGCAGCAGCAGCAGGAGAGCCGCGAGCCGGCGCCGGCGGCCGGCACCGGCGGCGCGGCCGGCGCGGCGCCCGCCGGCCGGCCCGCUGCCGCCGCCGGAUCCGAGGAAGCUAUGCUGGAACAGGCGCUGGCCAUGUCGAUGGGAGGCGGCGGCGGCACUCCGGCGGCGCCCGACUUUGCCUCCAUGACCGAAGAGGAGCAGAUUGCUUACGCCAUGCAGAUGUCGAUGGCCGACCAGGCUGCCGAGGAGACGCCCACGCCGAUGGAGACUGACCAGGGCGAGGAGAAGAAGAAGGGUGGCGACGACGACUACCUAGAGGUGGUGUCCGAUCCGGCGUUCCUGCAGUCGGUGCUGGAGAACCUGCCCGGCGUGGACCCGCAGUCGGAAGACGUCCGACGCGCCAUGGGCAACAUCGCCCGCCAGCAGCCGCCGCCCAAAGAGGACGACAAGGACAAACAAAAGUAGGCGCGCCGCCCCGGUCCACUGCGCGGCGCGCGCCCCGGCCCCCACCGCGCGCCCCCGGUCUGUCUCGGUGGUCUCUGCCGCUCCCCAAUACGGCAGAGUGGCGCGGCACUGAUCAACAGCUCUCCCUAGCGCAUCACAGCCGGUGACUUUCUCGCUGUUCUUUCUCGUGGUCCUUCUUUGGAGAUGUGUGACCUCUGUCUCACCGAACGGGGAACGGCCGAAGCCGAGGAGAAUUUGAUCGAGACAAUACACGGUUAUUAUUGGCA
Molecule: messenger RNA, 1577 nt
Organism: Amphibalanus amphitrite
Lineage: Eukaryota; Metazoa; Arthropoda; Thecostraca; Balanomorpha; Balanidae
Product: 26S proteasome non-ATPase regulatory subunit 4-like
Exons: 9
Coding region: 157-1311 (384 amino acids)
Biological process (GO): proteasome-mediated ubiquitin-dependent protein catabolic process
Cellular component (GO): nucleus; proteasome regulatory particle, base subcomplex; cytosol
Molecular function (GO): polyubiquitin modification-dependent protein binding
Source: RefSeq, a predicted model, not a curated record